AUGUCGAUCAACUAUUUUUCCCACGAAGAAGUUGCAAAGCAUAAUAACAGUGAGAGUGUAUGGAUAAUUAUAAAAAGUUAUGUUUAUGACGUCACGGAUUACUUGAAUGAGCAUCCCGGGGGUGCUGAUUUGAUCAAAGAAUGCGCCGGCAAGGAUGCAACAAGUGAUUUUAAUAAUUUCGGACACUCUAGUGAUGCCAACAAUCUCAUGAAAUUAUAUAAAAUUGGCAAAAUUAAGGUCGGUAUUGCUUACUUUAUUUUUUAA
Molecule: messenger RNA, 264 nt
Organism: Cotesia glomerata
Lineage: Eukaryota; Metazoa; Arthropoda; Insecta; Hymenoptera; Braconidae
Product: cytochrome b5-like
Exons: 2
Coding region: 1-264 (87 amino acids)
Cellular component (GO): membrane; intracellular membrane-bounded organelle
Molecular function (GO): heme binding
Source: RefSeq, a predicted model, not a curated record